Messenger RNA from Fulvia fulva, 2634 nucleotides. Its product is annotated as BRCT-containing protein 1. The record is from RefSeq and is a predicted model, not a curated record. The transcript has a single exon. Gene Ontology annotation, biological process: DNA double-strand break attachment to nuclear envelope; double-strand break repair. Lineage: Eukaryota; Fungi; Ascomycota; Dothideomycetes; Mycosphaerellales; Mycosphaerellaceae. The coding region runs from base 1 to 2634 and encodes 877 amino acids. Gene Ontology annotation, cellular component: nucleus; Cul8-RING ubiquitin ligase complex.
AUGGCGGAGGAGGAGAGCUUCGGCGCGCUGUUCCACAACGUCGUGUUCACCAUCAUGCCCAGCGAUGACCUGGAGGACGACGAGAAGACGGAGGUCUUGGCCGCGUUGGAGAGCAAUGGCGGACGCUACGUGCCACUGCGCUCCAGCGACCAGCAGAUUGACGAGCUGGACAACAUCACGCACAUCAUCUCGACCACGAUCGAGUUUCCACAGUAUGCCUUGACCGUCGAGCGGGGCAUCAGCACGGUGAAGCCAUCCUGGGUGGCGCACAGCGCGAGGAAGAGCAAGCAAGCAUCGGCCCGCCAACACAGUCCAGACCCGAGUCAGUACUUUCACAACGUCGUCGUCACUUGUGCCGAUCUGCCAGAGGGCGAUGCAGAGGCCAUCACUGCCGGCGUCAUGGCUCUCGGUGGCCAAUUCAGCCAUCCACUUACCAAGCUGGUCACUCACGUGGUGACCAUGAGCCUGGACCAUCCCAAGUGCAAGGCCAUCAAGGACAAGGGACAUAAAUGCAAGCUAGUGCUGCCUCACUGGUUCGAUGAUUGCUUUCGGCUGGGCAAGAAGAUCAGCGAGAGACCAUACGAGUUCCCCGAUCCGGAACUGCUUCGAAGAAACAACAAGCCACAUGUCAAGGCAUAUCCCUCCCCGGACCUCGAAGGCGCGGUGAGCCCAUCACCAACGAAGGUUCCAGGUGGCAGCCCGCCGCCCAGCCCGUCUGAGUCUCGCAAGAAUCUGAACGCCCUCAUGUGCAAGGACAUCUUCUUGGACAACGACCUCGAGCUAUCUGACAACCUCAAGGAAACGAUCAAUAGACUAAUAGUCUACGCUGGGGGUGUCGUGGUAAGCAAAGUUGACGAGGCGGAUAUCUACAUUGGGUACUUUCGGGACGGUGCCAACUAUAUCGCUGCUUCUCGUGCUGGCAAGGAAGUCGCGAACCUGGCAUGGCUAUACCAUGUCAUCAACCAGAACAAGUACACGACACCUUUGAAGCGCCUAUUUCACUACCCAGUGCCACGCAAUGGUGUCCCAGGUUUCAAAGACAUGAAAAUCAGCUUGUCGAACUACGCCGGCGACUCUCGCAACUACAUCGAGAACCUCAUUCGCAUUUGUGGGGCCGAGUAUACCAAGACCAUGAAGCAGGACAACACCCACCUUGUCACAGCGCACAAGAACGGCGAAAAGUGUGAAGCAGCUUCGGAGUGGAACAUCAAGGUGGUCAAUCAUCUCUGGUUGGAGGAGAGCUACGCCAAAUGCGCCAUACAAUCUUGCACGAACGACAAAUAUACCACGUUUCCCACAAGAACAAACCUUGGGGAAGUGACCGGUCGAACAGGUCUCGACAUGGCCAGUGUCGAAAAGCAAUUCUUCCCGAAGGCUAGGUCGCCUCAGAAGAAGCCUGCAGAGAAGCCAUCUCCACGCAAGACUGUUCCCACCUCGAAUGUGCUCGCAGAAGGGGUAACCAUGCAAGAAGAUGACGUUGGUGUCCCGACGACCAUCGCAGAAGCAGAGGAGAUGGACGUCGAUCCGGCUGAGCCAAUGACUGUGAAGAAGCCGCGAGGCAGGACACCACGCUCUGCUGCCGCCACACCACGUGUGGCGAGCGCUAGGGAAAACGCGACUCCAGCAAUCACCAGCACUGGCCGUGCGUCGAAGUCGAAAGCGCUCAACAGCAUUCAUGACUCUGCAGAAGACAUCGCCCUAUAUCAAAAAGAACUGAAGCGAAAGGGUGGUGUCACGCAUGGCAGGGAGCGCCGCGCUAGCGUUGCAGAAAUGUCCUCGCCUGCUCCAGCAACGCGGAACUCGCGCAAGCGGCCGAGCGAAGAGUACGAGGUGACAGCCCAGGGCAGUGACCUUAGCGAUGGCGAGACUCAAGAUUCUCGCGCGAAACAGAACAAGAAAGCCAAGCACUCCGUCUCGUCCACGCUACCACCAGUACAAUACCGUAUGAUGGUGACUGGUGAUGACCGCUGGACGAACAACGCGAAGAAGGAGGCCGCCGACAAGGCGAUCCUACGCGGGCUCGGUGUUCUGCUGACACAAGAUCCUGCUCAUGUUGACAUACUUGUUGCCCCAAAGAUUCUUCGAACGAAGAAGUUUGUGUCGGCGUUGGCUUGUGCGCCUCUCGUUGUGGACACAUCCUUCCUGGAAUACGCGCUCAGUAAGAAGAAGCUUCAGGACAAUCCACCAAUACUCAAGGACAAGGACAACGAGGAUCGACUCGGAUUCACGCUUUCUGAAAGUCUUAAGCUGGCCAAGCGGAACAAGCGCAAGCUGUUCGCAAACUGGGCCAUCUGUGUGACGAAAGACGUCAAUGGUGGCUUCGACACAUACAAGGAGAUCAUCUCGUUGAACGGCGGCGAGACGAUGAUGUAUCAAGGUCGGCAGAAACUAUCACUCGCAAAGCCCACCAACCAAGCAGGCAACGAGUUUGACUACGUCUACUUGGUAUCUGGGAAGAGCGAAGCUGAAAUGAAGCUGUGGAAGAAAUUCCGCGAGAAUGCAAGCAGCCAAGGUGUGGAAGCCAAGAUCGUGUCCUCCGACUGGGUGUUGAACGCAGCCAUGAGCCAGAAGAUCACGCUGUCGGAGAAGUGGGUGCUUGACGAGGAAGAUGAAAUGGGCCAAUGCGAAAUUUGA